Molecule: messenger RNA, 1119 nt
Organism: Betta splendens (Siamese fighting fish)
Lineage: Eukaryota; Metazoa; Chordata; Actinopteri; Anabantiformes; Osphronemidae
Gene: nppc
Product: natriuretic peptide C
Exons: 3
Coding region: 211-576 (121 amino acids)
Biological process (GO): cGMP biosynthetic process; receptor guanylyl cyclase signaling pathway
Cellular component (GO): extracellular region
Molecular function (GO): hormone receptor binding; hormone activity
Source: RefSeq, a predicted model, not a curated record
ACAGGGAGUUGGCGAAGCAGGACCAUUACGCACGUUGCCAUGACAUCACCAUAGGCUGGCUAUAAAGCGGCGAGGGCUAAUACAGAGAGUCAGAGCACUUGAGGAGCUUUGGAGUAAAAGACCGUCUCUUGCGCUUAACAGCUGAUUGACUGCUGCUACCGCCCCUCUUUUUGAACUUCAGCGCAGAGGAAGAACCGAACACUUGUCAAAAUGAACUUGUCCUACUUGGUCGCCUGUGGACUUAUGGUCACCCUGCUUUCAGUGCGAAUAGGAGCAAAGCCUUUAUCUCCGGCGCAGCAGAAGUCUCUCAGAAGUUUGUUGGGCGAGGAGCUGGCGGAGUUUUUGGAGUCGGAGGAGAGGGAGCGGCGACUAGAAGAUGUGCGCUCUCGGAUACGGUUACUUCGAGAUUUACGCAUGGACACCCGGGCCAGAGGGAUGUGGGCUCGCCUCCUUAACGACCAACCCGCCCCGAGGAAGCACAAAGCGGGAAACAAGAAGGGGGGUUCCACGUCACGGAGUGGCUGCUUCGGACACAAGAUGGACAGGAUAGGAACCAUCAGCGGCAUGGGUUGCUAGGCUUGGAGCGGCGCUGCGAUGAUAUCUGGACGAUGUGUUUGGUCAAGAGGAGGUUCACUUUUCUCUCGCUUGUGAGCGGGAAAAAGGGAAAACUCACCAAGUGGCAGAUUUUUGGUACGAAUUUCACUGCGACCAGCAUAAACAAAGACUGAGAUGACAUUGCUACAAAACCCUCAUAUAAGUAUAUAUAAAUAUAUAACAGAUAUGCAGGUAUAUAUACAUGUACGUAUCUAUACCGUACAGACACAGAUGCAUAUUACAAAAUGGCGGACAAUGGUGUAAAAACUACAAACUGCAAAGCUGUAUAUUGUUUGCUGCUGCUGUACAUUCAUGUACUUCAUCUUCCCCUGCAUAAAUGUAUUUAUGUUUAAAAACUAUUUAUAUGUUUAUAAAAGAGAUAUUUAUAAAUAUGAGUUUUAUUUAUGUAACAUUUUGAAAAUGGAUGAAAAAUGCAGGUCAAUUCUGUUUGUUACGUUUUUCUUUUGUCUCAUAUAAUUGUAAAUGUUUUCAGAAACGAUAAAGAGAACAUUCCAUGUGCACUUA